Drosophila guanche is the source of this 601-nucleotide messenger RNA. RefSeq lists its product as uncharacterized. Bases 150 to 530 code for a protein of 126 amino acids. The transcript has 3 exons. NCBI's taxonomy places the organism in Eukaryota, Metazoa, Arthropoda, Insecta, Diptera, Drosophilidae. The record is from RefSeq and is a predicted model, not a curated record.
GCACACAGUCAGUAACGUUUCAGCUUGUGUACGAGACACAUCGAAUAUAUUUUCUCGGAAAAUAUUUGCUUAACAUUAAGGCUAAGCUAGAAGGCACAUACCGUUGCCACAUCCUCAGUGUGCAAGCGGGGAGUCAAGAUCAAGACAAAAUGACUGUGCCAGAUGAUAAUGAUCCGCGCUAUGCACCAUUGUACGAGAUUCUCACUGGCUUGCCCGCACGCGUCGAGGUCAAUGCGGAGAGCGUUGGCCUGGGCUACCUAAACAUUUUGCCAUAUUUUGGCGAAAUGAUUCAAAUUUGCUUGGUCAGCAAGGGCGGCAACUGGGGCAAGCUUGUGGGAAAAUUGGAAAUGCUGACACCCAACGGAGAUGUUAUUCUGACCCAAUGCAGCAAGUUGCUCUGCUCCUAUACAUCCUCGGAGCGUAAGCUCCCCUUGGGCAUCGUCAAGGUUCCAGGUGCUCACAUUAAGGCCGUCUACUGGAAGUCUUCAAAUAAGCCUCAGUCAUCGGCUGGCUCGCAGCAGCUCCAGUAACCAGUUCAAAUUAUCUAAUAUAAGUUAUAGCUUUUGGUUUUCUUUUGUGCAAUUAAAAAUGUUCGGCUCGA